Messenger RNA from Octopus bimaculoides (California two-spot octopus), 3207 nucleotides. Its product is annotated as ral guanine nucleotide dissociation stimulator-like 1. The record is from RefSeq and is a predicted model, not a curated record. Gene Ontology annotation, molecular function: guanyl-nucleotide exchange factor activity. NCBI's taxonomy places the organism in Eukaryota, Metazoa, Mollusca, Cephalopoda, Octopoda, Octopodidae. Gene Ontology annotation, cellular component: plasma membrane. Gene Ontology annotation, biological process: Ras protein signal transduction.
GAGAGUGGGGGAAAGAGAAUGUGAGGAGAGAGAGUGAGGGGAGAGAGAGAGAGAGAGAUUGUACGGGGAUUGACAGCGGGUGAGGAAGUGAGAUACAGAAAGAGAGAGAGAGAGAAGGUGAAUAAGAGAUAAAAGAAAGAGAUAUAAAGUGAGGGAGAGAGAGAGAGAGAGAAAGAACGAGAUUAUAGGGGGACGGAGAGAGUGAGUGAAAGAAAAGAGAGAGAAGAAGGGAGAGUUCGUUUACUAGUAAAACAUGAUGCGAAGCAACUGUAAAGUGCGCUACGGUGGAGUAGGUGGCCGAAUAUGAGAAACGUACCAUGAACGAUGAACAAGUUAUGGACUCUGGACAUCACGAAAACCAGGAAGAUGCAUCAAAAUUCUGGAGUGAAGAGAGGGAAAAUGGCGCAGUGUACAAUAUCUACUUGAAAAAAGUCACAUAUAAGAGUGCUACAGAUUUGGAAUAUGAACAGAGUAGGGAGUUUUCACACCUCAUGUGGGAGACACAUAAAGUACGAGUUAUCAAGUCUGGCACACUCAGUAAGUUGGUGGAGAGUUUGGUUACUGUGAAAGGAGAGAUGGACUCGUGUUAUGUGAAUGUCUUCCUGGCCACUUACAGGACCUUUGCUACCCCGCACCAAGUACUCAACCUACUCAUUGAAAGGUACAAGAUUCUCAAGUCUGAAGACAAGGAGAAAACAGAACUGCAUGAUGUACAACUGAAAACAAUAAAGUCUGUGAUCUCAGUAUGGCUCGAUACAUAUCCAGAAGACUUCCGAGAGGAUCCAGAUUAUCCAUGCCUGCAGAUGCUGGAGAAAUUUGCUCAAGAAUGUAUGGAAGACAGGGACCUGGCAUUUCGGGCCAAACACAAGGAGGAACGAUUCCGGAAAGAAGCCCAGCAAAAUAGAGUUAAAUUCAAGUACAAAAUAGUACAACUCACACAGAAAUAUUUGUUCCGUAAAGUCAUCCCCCACCAUUGCCUGGGUGCCGUAUGGGCAAGACGAGACCGAAAGAGCGGUCGGGAGCCACCAACUGUCUUAGCUACAAUCGAACAGUUCAAUCGUGUUUCUCUUCGAGUCACAGCAACCAUUUUAAAACAGUCAGAACGAAAAGCUGCACGGGUCCGAGUCAUCACGAAAUGGAUAGAAAUUGCUAUGGAACUUCGAGAUCUUAAAAAUUUUUCCUCCCUCAAAGCCAUCAUCUCAGGACUUCAAGCACAUCCUGUUUAUCGACUACGGAAGACCUGGGCAGCUGUCCCAAAAGAAACUCUUGCCCUCUUUGAAGAAUUAUCAGAGCUUUGUUCCGAAGAAAACAACCAAAUUGCCUCACGGGAAAUUCUAAUGAAGGAAGCAACUGCCAAGUUCCCUGAUUUAGAAUGCAGCAACAAGACACUGAAGAAGAAGAACAUGUUAAAACGACAGUCUUGGAUUGAGAAGGGGAUCAUCCAAGGAACUGUUCCCUAUUUGGGUACAUUCUUGACUGACCUCACAAUGAUGGACACAGCGAUGCCUGAUAUCACAGAAAACAUUCAGAUUAACUUUGAGAAAAAACGCAAAGAAUUCGAAGUUCUUGCCCAAAUCAAACUGCUUCAGUUGGCUGCCCAGAUUUACCAUUUCAAAGACGACACACAGUUUUGGUUAUGGUUUGAUGCCAUCAGAGUGUACGAUGAAAAUGAAAGCCAUGAUCUGUCUUGUAUAAUUGAACCUCCAACAGAUGAAGUCAAGAUUAAAAAGAAAUCAGCCAGUUUGGGUCAUAAACCAAGCAAGUGGGACACUGCAAAACUACCUCAGUUUGUGUGCACCCACGACGAUGGUCUCAGUGUAACCAGUUUGUCCGAUUCACCAGUCUCUGUGUCAACAGGACCCCUUAUAUCUCAUUCCUCAUCUGCAUCAUCACUUCUAUCAUCAGAUAGCGAUGUCACAUCACCGUAUCGUUUCCCUGAUUCUUGUAUCAUUAAAGUCAGUGUACAGACUGAAGAAAGUAGUGGAACUCACGUGUAUAAAAGUAUUAUGCUCUCAAACACAGAUCAUACCCAUACUGUCAUCAAAAAAUCUUUGGAAAAAUACUCGAUAGAACGAUGCCAAGAAGAUUUCACCUUGUCUCAAAUACUUCCCGACAAAGAACUGUUGAUACCAUCGAAAGCCAAUGUGUUCUACGCUAUGAACAACAACAACCCCAACUCAGACCUGAACUUUGUGGUGCGAACUAAGUCCUGCCAGGAGGCGUUGAGUAAGAAGCGCAAGUCUCGUGGCAAACUGAAGAAACUGAGUUUGUGAGAGGGGAUAAGAUUCUGCUGCUGUAACCACAGCAGCAUUGUAACAGAUGAAAGGAGUAAAUUAUAAGAAUGGGACGGUUUUAAACAGUUAAACCAUGGAACUAUUUGAAUGUGAAAUAUAUGUUGCAACUUUGAAACCUAAAUUGACCACCAUUUGAAGCAUGGCGGCAUUAGAAACUAAUCCAAGAACCAGACAGCUACACUUCAAUACACACCAAAAGCACUUCCACAGUAUAACAAACUAUACUUCAACACUACACAACACCACACUUGUACAGUGGACCAUAGUACACUGAUACUAUAUACUACAACCUGUGCUACAUUACAUUCUCCAUGUUCUAGUCUUACAAUGUUGUACACUCCACUUACACUCUGCUACACUACACUAAAAUGCCACUCCAUUAUCUCAAGGCUGUCACACUGCAAUAUUUCAUCUCUACUCUGCUCCAUACAGCUGUUUACAUCAGCAGCAGCCGUGCGGUCGUCAUCCAUUUGCAACAUCAAAAGACACAGGUACUGCUUUCAGUCGCGACUACCGGCAACAGCCACGCCCAUUUCAUUCUGCUCUAGCUGGGCUGACCAAGGUGGUGAGGGGAGAGAUGGGUUGCCACACAACAUCAACCACCACCACCACCACCACCAUCCCACCAGUGUCCCUAUUGUCAAUAUUUGUAAUUAAAGUCACUGAACCAAUCACCCACCCUCACCUUCCAUGUUACCCAACACCUGUACCAAAAUCCUGGGCACCACCCUCUCACCACCACCACCACCACCACCACCAUCACUGUCAAUACCGUCCUUACACCAAACCCUCCACACCACCACCAACAUCAGCAUCAACACCAGCACCAUUACCAACACCACUGUCCCUGCCAACCAUCACCAGUAUCAUCAUCAUCAUUGUCACCUCCACCACCACCACCGCCACCACAGUA